Molecule: messenger RNA, 1590 nt
Organism: Phaedon cochleariae (mustard beetle)
Lineage: Eukaryota; Metazoa; Arthropoda; Insecta; Coleoptera; Chrysomelidae
Source: the annotation of a GenBank genome assembly
AUGCGGAUAGAUAUCUAUAUCAUAAAGCUAAAACACAAAACCUCACCGGUCGUUCCCUCGCCCCCAGGUGGCAGCUACGGGGAAGGCCCCGCGGUACCCCCUCCAGGUGGCGGCGACAGACCCGACCUGCACGGCCUCGUGCUGCCCGAGCUCAAUGGCGUCGAGCUGGCGAUGAGCCUCAGUCCCAAACACCUCCACCACCAGCACCAGCAGACCGGCCAGCAGGCGCUCAGCCACCACCUGCAGCAGCUGCACCAGCACCACCACCACCACUCGACGCCGUUCAGCGUCACGGACAUCCUGAGUCCCAUCGAGGAGUCCUACAGGAAGUUGGAGCUGGCUACCAAUCCGCCAUCGCCCUACAGAUCGACAUCCAGCGGCAGCAGCAUCACCUCCCCCGGAAUAGGCGCGGGCAGUGGCGGCGGCGCGUGCAGCAUGAACGGCGGGUACCCGGUGAUGGGCCAGUUCGGGGGCGGGCAGUACUGCCCCGUCUCCGAGAACCUCGGCCUCGGCGCUCCAUACUCGGGAGGCUGGUACCAGACCUCGGCGGCCGAUCCCCGCUUCGCAAUUUCCAGGUUGAUGGGCAGCUCGGCCGCCUCGGCCAACAUGGCCCACCACGGCCUCAACUCGGCCAUGCCCGGCCUGGGCGCGUGCGCGAUGCCCGACUCGAAGCCGAUGCAGUUCCCGUUGGCGCAACGGCGCAAGAGGCGGGUGCUGUUCACGCAGGCGCAGGUAUAUGAAUUGGAGAGAAGAUUCAAGCAACAAAAAUACCUAUCAGCUCCUGAGAGAGAACACCUGGCAUCUUUAAUACACCUCACCCCCACCCAAUCAUCGAGCUCCCCACGACGCGUCGCCGUCCCCGUCCUAGUCAAAGACGGCAAACCGUGUUCGGGAGGCGGCUCCUCUUCCGCCAACCAAACGUCCACCUCGUCGACCUCAUCCGAAUCCAAUCGAACGCAACAAUCACCCGCCAUUAGCGCGGCCGCCGCCGCCGCUGCCUGCCAAAACCAGCAGCAGUCGGUGGCGGCGCAGUGCAUGGCCAAUGGCGGCCUAGCGAUGGCCUACCGGCAACAGAGCAACUACCAGCAGCAGUGCGGCGGCUAUCUGCCGCUGCAGACGCGGGCCUGUGCCGCCUCCCCGAAGAAUCCCCGAAAGCGCGUAAACUGCGCUAACGACCGAUCGGCCGCGUCCGAGCGAUUGCCCAAACACAGACGAGCCACGAGCCCCCACGGGCGCCAACAAAGCCGCUCCCCGGAAGCCGGGACGCCCCGCGGCGCCCAACACUGUGGUCCGCGCUCCCACACGACGCGCUCACUCGAAAAUUCCGACGCGGAAAUUCCCAUGCACACGGAAGAAGGGAAAAUGAAUGUAAUAUGGGCUGAUGCGGAGGGAGAUCGGUGUUGUUCGGAGUCAUCUCGCCAAGCCGGACAGCAUUUUAUGGAGCAAUCAAUACACAUCCGCCACACUGUCGCCAACAGCUCUUUCAUGCACACUUUUGUGCCCCCGAUUUCCCGGCAAUCCUGGCAUAUAUCUCCGGACUUGCUCCGGACUAAUGCGGCCGCAGCCCUCUGGUCUCUGCAGCAGGCGUGA